UUAGAAAUUGCGAUUAACAUGAAUUAUUUUAUAAUAUGCGUGCUCAACUUUUCAUUAUUAUUGAAUACAAAGAUGACGAAUCAACUUACUUUGGGCCAUUUUGACAGAACUCGUUUGGAAACUUACGAGGAGAUAUCGAGUGAACAAAACGACAUCGACGUAUUCGCUAAUCUAACGUUCCGUUUUACGUGCAAGGAUAUGCCGUCCGGCUUCUACGCCGAUGUGGAUUACAAUUGCAGGAUAUUUCAUGUUUGCGAAAAUUCAGGCGAUGGAUUCCCAGUGAUCUGCGCUAAUGAUACAGUGUUCGAUCAGAAACAGCGGAUAUGCACGAACGAUGAAAAUAUCGAUUGUCAGCACGCUCAUGAAUGGUACUACUUAAAUGAACUAUCUUAUUCCGCGGACAUUGAAUCGAGAACGAUCACAGAAGAAAUUAUAGAGGAAGACGAAUCGAAAGUAGAUCAAGAAGAUAUAGUGCCUUCUGUUUUGCCACUCAUGAUUGACUAAAAAUAAUCUUAUCUUACAUCACAUUAUGUAUUCAUUUAUGCAUUUUACGUUUAUACCGUUAUAGUUCUACAUACAAAUCAAAUUAUUAUACGCGUCAAACGGCUUUGAUUGGAAUUAAUUUAUUUUAUUUUUCUUUCUCUGCUUGACGUGAAGUUAUGCGUACGGACAAUUAAUUGCGUUUCAAUGCAACAUUUGUUGAAGGAAUUGCUUUAUUUUUUUCUCUUUAACGUAAUAUUU
Molecule: messenger RNA, 741 nt
Organism: Temnothorax curvispinosus
Lineage: Eukaryota; Metazoa; Arthropoda; Insecta; Hymenoptera; Formicidae
Exons: 4
Coding region: 19-504 (161 amino acids)
Cellular component (GO): extracellular region
Molecular function (GO): chitin binding
Source: RefSeq, a predicted model, not a curated record